AUGUGGAGCAACAUCUCAGGCUCCUCCGGUAGAGACAUUGCCAAACAAUUCAAGGAGCAGGACAUCACUCUCAUCGGUCAUAGAGACACAGCUGUCGGAAAAGAGCUUGGAAAAAUCAUUCCGGUGGCUUCCACCACGGGCGCACUGAUUGUGUCGGUGGUUGUGUGCAGUGUCGAGGCCCUUGGACUCUCUGGAGGCCUGGCUGUCGGAGCGCUGACUGGCUUGUUGUGCGCUCUGACGCUCUUGGAAAGCGUCAUGACUGAGUACCAGCAAUCUGGGGGAAUGGCCUCUCAGUUUGGACAGAUGUUCCAGCAACGCUAA
Messenger RNA from Ogataea angusta, 321 nucleotides. RefSeq lists its product as uncharacterized. NCBI's taxonomy places the organism in Eukaryota, Fungi, Ascomycota, Pichiomycetes, Pichiales, Pichiaceae. Gene Ontology annotation, cellular component: membrane. The record is from RefSeq and is a predicted model, not a curated record. Bases 1 to 321 code for a protein of 106 amino acids. Gene Ontology annotation, biological process: protein transport. The transcript has a single exon.